Molecule: messenger RNA, 3150 nt
Organism: Marchantia polymorpha subsp. ruderalis
Lineage: Eukaryota; Viridiplantae; Streptophyta; Marchantiopsida; Marchantiales; Marchantiaceae
Source: the annotation of a GenBank genome assembly
AGGCUGAUCCAUCACAGCAGCGGCGAGAACGAGUUCGUCUGCUUCACCUGACGGCGACAUGAUGCUAGUCUGGAUCAGAUUCACAGCGUGCAUUCCUGCUUGCCUGCCGACGUCUCUCAUGGUGGCGGCGGUCGCAUUUGAGAUUCUGGUGUGUCCCAAUCAAGUGGGAAUGAGAGUCGCUGAGCACGUGGUUCGCUAGGAUGGCCGCUGAGUUCCUUGUGCCCUGGUGGAAUGAUCAAUUUUCAGCACUCUGUUGGUUUGUCGGAGCCAGGAAGAUGAUACGCGUUGGUUUUGUGAUGCGCAUGGUCCCAUCAACUAAUUUUCUCCCAAUUGGAGUGAGAGCGAAGUUCUUCCUUCUGGACUUGCGCUCACGCAAGAAGUCUCUGGGUGGCAGUCAGCCGCAGUGCCUCCAGAGAUGAGAGUGGUUAGUCCAGAACACUAAAAGUUCGUCUACAAUUGCAUGCAAGAUUGACACAGAAAUGUGAGAAGAGGAGCUGGGGCGGCGAUGUGAAUGUGGAGCGUUUAUGAAAGAAUUAGCUGCCACUGACAUCCUUUCAAAGUAUUUCUGAAAGUAAGAAAGACCGACGCACAGCACGCUGCGAAUGAGAUGGAAACCUCCCUCCCAUCGACAACCAAUUCUCCACAGCUGAAAACACACGGGAUCUAGGUAACCAUCUCCACAAACGAACAGUCACUGAACUAUCGAUCGGUCCCCGGAGGCCGGCCACAUGAUGUCUACGAAUUUUCAUUCAGCUCCAGACUUUCGUCCCAUUCCCUUAUUCGGUCUCCGAUCUCCCUCAUGUUUCACGUCGACGACUCCAGCUGCUUGUUCGGAUUCACAUGAUCCGCGCAUGAUUACACUGGCUCUUAUUUCUGAGAUCAAGCGAUCAAGCGUUCGAUCCUGCAGACGAAAAACGGUUCACGAUCCAUCUUCCAGGAAAUCAUUCGUCGAGCCAUUUGCGUACACACUCACGUCUGCAUGUGCGGCCAGCCCAGCCCAGCGACGGCCGUCGGUUGACGGUGACGCGACCGACCGGUCACCGGAGGUCACUGAGGGCCUACCUCUGCUUCCCUUUCCAGCGUAUCUCCUUCAGAUUGUGUUCAUGGCCUUGCUCGUUCUUACACGAGAUAGAGAUGCAAGAUUUGUGAACACUGUCGGCGUGUUCGGUCCUAUGUGCAUCAAGAAAUUGAUUAUUUCGUCCCCAAAUGUUCUGAGUUUCGAGUUUCUGAGCAGGCGAGAGCUCGGGAGAAUUGUGGGUCCUACAUUAGCAGCAGGCUUCCUGCCCACGUAGGGUUUAACUCACAGUUGCGGUGACAACAGCAGAGGCGGUGGCGAGGAGUUAUUCGAGUUUCUCUGGCCUUCUCGCCUCAGGCUUUCGAUAUGAGCUGAUCAGUAUUGAAGAAAGUCGAUGGACAAGAAAUAUUUUCGGUUUUUCUUCCAGCGAGAGUAGAAUCAUUAGCUCGCCGGUGCAUUGGACCUUCUUCGGGAUUGUAUAGGAUUCGUGGAGGUUCGAGCAAGGUGGAACGAUGGCAAUAGUUGGAACUGCAAAUGCUUGUUUGUGGCGUGGAAUAGUGCUUUCUGGUUUACGAAAUCCGGGGACACCAUUCGGUCGCGUUCAAGUGGCAAAGUGUGGGCAGCAGCGGUUCCACAAACUGCAAUGCUUUGCUGAGCAGGGACAUAUAGAGCAACCAAAAUCUGCCAGAGCAAACCUUCCUGCUCCACCUAAGGCGAAUGAGCUGUGUGAUAGCCGGGUGAUUCAGUAUGUUCAAGCGCAAGUUCGAGAACCAGAGAUAUUGAGGAAUCUUCGAGAAGAGACAAACAAAAUGCAUGGAUCAGGAAUGCAGGUCACACCAGAUCAAGGACAAUUUUUGGCAAUGUUAGUUCAAUUGAUGGGUGCGGAAAGGUGCAUCGAAGUGGGAGUGUUCACUGGUUAUUCCUCAUUGGCUGUUGCAUUGGUGCUACCAGAUUCGGGAUGUCUUGUGGCCUGCGAUAGAUCAGAAGCAUCCCUUGCUGUCGCUCAGAAGUAUUUUAAGCUAGGGGGUGUUUCUCAUAAGGUAAGUGUAAGACUUGGAAUGGCAAUCGAUACCCUCAACGAGUUACUUGAGCACGGUGGGGCAGGAAGGUACGACCUGGCUUUUCUAGAUGCAGACAAGAUGAUGUAUCCACAGUACUAUGAGCUGCUGUUACAACUGGUGAGGCCAGGAGGAUUAAUUGUGGUGGACAAUGUUCUUUGGCACGGAACUGUAGCGGACCCUUUGGUUGUGGACAAGAGAACCCAAAGUAUCCGUGAUUUUAAUGAUUUUUUGCUGAGAGACAGUCGCAUCGACUACAAUUUGGUUUCGAUCGGAGAUGGCAUGUCUCUUUGCAGAAAGAGGUGAUUCGGUGUUCUCUUGACGUAAUCGAGCCCCGACGGUCAUUUCUUUGUAACUAUGAAUCUUGGAGGAAUCCCAGUUCUGAUGUCAUCGGAGUUGCCAAAGUUUUGAUUUCAACAGUGUUAAGUGAAAAAACAUCACGAGGAAAGUCAUUCCGUUUCUAAUCAGUUGAUCUGAUUGACGCCUAUUCAAUGCAUUCAGUAAGUAGCCAAGCAUCUAGACAACCUAAAUGUCUCUGAGUCUGUUGUUGAAAAGACUAUUAUUAAGACUAUUAUUGAAUAUUUGUUGGGAAUCAUUAGAAAAGUAAAGCAAUGCAAGAAUGGGUCGACACAGGUUCCUUAGUUCUGAGGAAGGAUCCACAUAAGAGUUGUUGAUAAAACACAGGUCCCGGAUUGGGUUUAAAUACCCCAUCCGAGACAAGGGAUGUAACGGAUGUGACAAGGGAUACAAAGCGAGACAUCUCUAUAGUGGGUCGCAUUCUCAUCACAGUCAUAGUCCACAUCACAUCACAGACUAUGAAACAUCACAAUAUAGAGAAUCAACACUAAUGUGCAACAAUGAUCUAUUCUAAACUCAAAACGCCAACAAGGGUAUGACACUAAUUCGUUUAACGUAACAUACCAUUUGAGUGUAGAGCCAAACCUACAUUGUGUUACUUACAAUAACUCACACAAGAUUCAAAAGUUGGAAAGUUGGCACCGGCUCCAAAGUUGGCAUCGUUUCCUCAGUCAUCGCUAUUGUAUGUCACAUCAGUGAUAUUAUAUAAUUUCAAAUAAC